This is a messenger RNA of Pocillopora meandrina, 6664 nucleotides long. Lineage: Eukaryota; Metazoa; Cnidaria; Anthozoa; Scleractinia; Pocilloporidae. The record is from the annotation of a GenBank genome assembly.
AUUUUGAAUGGUUCACGUCGGCAUUUGUAGAUCGAUGGCAAAAUUUCCAGUCAAAUUGUACGUUUACGACCUCUCUAGAGGUAUGGCAAGACAGCUGUCACCUUUUAUACUUGGUAAGCACGAUAAUAAUAGAAGACUGCUUAUUUUAUUAUGCGAGAAAUAUCCCAGCUGAAACAUCUUUUUAAUUUUGUGUUUCGCACCGUGACUCAGCAAAGAUGCGACUGUUAAACACUUAAUCCUUUGGAAUAAAAGCCCAGAGUUACUAAGUUUUAAAAUUCAGGGAAUAUUUUAAGGGCAAAUUAAACAUUUAUCCGACUUCAUCUUUUUAAUUACAACCGAGCCGCCAGGUCUGUUUAUUUGGUAUGUAGAUGUGAUACCGAGCCAGCUUAUUACAUCUUAUACCCCAUUCACACCAAAGCUUAAACAUGUUUUAAAGUUGUUUUGUUAAACACACUUUAAUUUUUUUUUCUUAGUAGAACCAACUUUACAUAAUAUUUUCUAUUUAAAAUAUAGCCCAUUGGAGUUUUUCCAGUUCUCUCUUUGUGAUUUUCAUUCAGUAAAAGUCAGUUUAACAAAACAUGUUUUGCUGGUGUGAAUAGGGUAUUAGUCUAACAUCUACUUAUACAUUUAUUAAGGUGGUGAAAUCUGUAUAUACACUAACUAUUAGUUAUUUUUUCUGCACUUGUAUCCAUAGGCAAGCAAAUCGAUGGGAUCUGGUAUGUGCUUAUCUUUUUCUGAAUAGAAUAUUGGGUGAUUUUUUUUUUCAUUCCUAGCCUAGAAUAUAUUUAAGAUUUUAACUGUACUGUGUGCUCUGUUAAUUACUCGCAUCGGUAGUAUGAUUUUGAUUUAUGAUUUUUAGUUUCCCUUGGCCCAUGACCUAACUAUUCGUAGAAAGUUUUAAAUGGCUAUGAACAAGGAGCAUUGCUUGGUUUGAAAUGUUUGAUCAGAAUCAAUCAUUUUAAGCAUUGUAGACACUGUAUAAUUACCUUUUCCAAUUUAGUCCUGACAAAGAUUAUCACUAAGAUCUGAAAACGAAUUCUCUCAACAUGUAACAAUAAAUCAAUGUGAUUUUGGCUGUUCCUAAGAAUUUGUUGCAAAUCAGGCCAAUAUCUUGAUAAUUGGAGAGAUUGCUUCAGUAUGACCUCAGAGCCUCAGAAUAGAUAUGACUUUCAGUAAUCUUGUUGCUUGACUACUUAGUGUCAUUCUACAAUUAAUUGCAAGUGAUCACAUGUAUGUAUUUUUUUUGUUUGUAAAUUAAAUUUACUUUUUGUCUCAUUCAGGACCAAGUGUGGAGUUAAAUGCUGUGUUAUUUUCUUUUGCCUUUUUUUUAUUAUCUUUUAAUACUUCUUUUAGGCAUACAGCCCUGGUGUGUUAUGAUAGGGAGUUUUUUUAUGGCGGUGACGGAAUAAACAGUUGUCUCCCAGUAUGUAAUAUCUUAAUCUUUUCUCUAACUACAGUAAUUCAAGAAAUACUGUAAGGUCUUGAAGUAAAUCUGGACUCCUGGCUCAACUCUGAAAUCUGAACAAGACAUUAUUAAUUUCUGGUAGCAUGACUGCUACAGCUUUCUUUUCUCUUUUACUUGUACCAUAGGUUACUCUCUACUGAUUGAAACAAUUUCUUUUUUUUGUUAGGGUGGAACAAUUCUUGGUAGUCCAGAUGAGGUUGUUGAUCUUGGUGAUACAGAAAUAACUCAAGAUCUUUUCAUUGAUUUUUUAAGUGCUGUUGGACAAGAAGAUUUUAGGUACAUAUUGAUUCACUUUAUGUCCUUUUUUUCAAUAAACUUGCAAGUAAAUGAAGCUCUCUUUACAAAGCUGUAGAAAUCACUAAACACUCAUUACUAACUUUUUGUUUUGAAUUGAUUAUCAGAGGAGAAAACUACAACUUGUUUGAACACAACUGCAACACCUUCUCAUCAGAAGUGGCCAUGUUUCUGACUGGGAAUAAAAUACCACAACAUAUUCGAGACCUUCCCUCAGAAGUUCUGAACAGGUAAAUGUGUACAAUAAACAACUAUUACUAACAGUAAUGAUAGAAUCAUUUUUAUACAGUAUGCAAGUUGAUUUGUUGACACAGGACAGCCUUAUGUUUGAAUCAGUGACCAAUAGUGGUGAAGGUCUCAGACCUUGAAUACAGGGAAAAGGGGCAGGAAGAAGGGUGUAUAUACUACUGUUUGUGGGAGGGAGCAUUGAUUGGGAGCCUAAUGGGGGUGUAAUAUACAGCUGGGGGUCUGAGGAUACUAAGAAUUUUGACCAUGAGGCAGGGUAAUUCUUGUUUUAUUUUUUUGCAAUGGCUGCAGUUUAGUCAUGGUAGAUUCAUUCUUAAAAAUUAAUAUAUUUUUUGGUGAUAAUCAAUAAAUAACUGCUGAACUGAAUUUUUUCAGUUCAUUUGGUCAGAUGAUAAGACCCAUGAUAGACUCUGUAUCUGUGAGGCCUUCAGGAGGCACGUCAAUAUCCCCUACACCAUCAACAUCAACAUCAAGAGCACCAGAAUCAAUAUUUGAGCCAAGAAAUGGUCCCCCUGGAAAGACUAAGCAAAGGGAACCACCAGAUGGCUGGUAAUUGGUCUAUUAGAUGAUGAUAAAAAUAAUUGAGAAACUGUACUAUUUAUUUUUGGGCUUGAGAAAUAACUUAAGCUUACUAAAAUUAACAUUUCUACAGUUACCAAAUGACUUUGCACAGAUACAUGCACCCUAAGAAAAAUUAUGGUUUUUAGGGUGUGUUUGCUGAUGGAGUUGUUAAAAAUUAGAGGAAUGGAGGGAACAAAUUGUUUAUCCACAGCUCUCUGGCUUGUUUCUAGAAGUGUUGCAUCAUUCUAUUGAACAGCUUCCAAACCAGUAACUAUGCAGGUUAAGUUAUAAGUUUGUGCUCACUGGCAUGUACAGUUGCUAAGGUAUUGGAUAUACACAAUGUACAUAGCACAUGUUGUAGGUGGACCGAGGUUAUCCUAAAUUUCUUAAAACUUUUAUAAUUCCUUUAUAUGUAAUAUCUAACCUAAAAGGAAUUUUAAGAGGUAUUUCAAACCUUAGAUCAGAUGAAAACGCGCACAUAUACCCAACAUGUACAUCAAUAUUUUUAAAAACUCCAAUUCAAAACCUGUCAAUUGUACUUGACAGAAUCUCUCAUGACCUUAUUUACAAUCAUUGAUAAUUAAUAAUUAGAAUUACUUUUUACAGACUGAGUAAGCUUGAUUCUUGGGCUAAUAACUGUUAUACUAAUAACUAUUUAAGAUUAACAAAUAGAGUAAGAUUAUCAUUCACCAAAUGAAGCAACUUAAUAGGAACUUACAUCUGUUCUGUAUUUAUUUAUUUAAUAUAUAUAUAUUUUUUUUUUUGGCUCACACUCUAGUCAAGGUGCCAUAUCAAGGAACCCUAAUGUUUAUAAGGAUGUUAAGGUAAGUUUUAAUACAAUAUGAUGACAAAAGAUAUAUGUUCAUAUGCUGUGUACCAAGUUUUUAAAUGAAGGUAUACUGCUGGUUAUUUUGGAUGACCACACAUAUAUUUGUUUGUCUCAAAAGGGCCCAUCAUUGAUAUCUGAUCUGAGAGAGUGUUUGAAAAAAAUGGAAUUGUCAGAUGAAGAUCUAAUUUACCUUGAUGAACUUAAAAGAUGCUUUGAAGCUAAAAACCUUUCAAAAGUGAAUGAGAGCCAAAUUAAAAAAUUAGGUAAGUUAUAUUUUGCAAUAGGUUUCGUACUGAAUUGAACCACACUGCAACAACAACCAGAUUCUUCAUCUUCUACAACUAUCAAACCCCUCUUUUAUUUAAAAAAAAUAUUAAUAUCACUUCAUUGGGCAAUAAAGUACUUUAUUCAGAUAUCAGUGAAUGAUCUACAUUCCUAUUAAAUAAAUACUGAUUUUUUUUCCUUCAGAUCAGCUUAUUGAUAAAUACCUGACAGAGGAAGGCAGCCAGGCACUACAUCUCACUUUAAAACUUCUGCAGUUGCUAUCACAGUGUGAAGAAUUGUUUUCAUCCUCCAAAGGUGAGAUGAUUGACUUAAAAUCGAUAUUUUGUUGACUAAGAACAUAUUCCAUCCCAUUUUCUUGUACUUCUAUGUUUUUACAAUUAUUCUCUCUUUUAUAAUUAGCAUAUGAUACCAGCAUGCAAACAUGCAUUGUAAAUUGUACGUGAAUUGUUACAGUAUCAGGCAAACCUGUGUCUCUGGGUUAAUUUUUAUGAUAUGAAGGGGGAGGAGAAUUUUUGAGUAUUACUCUGUGCUGAGUCCAUAAAUGUUAUGUACUUGUUUUAUCAUGAACAGGACUACAGGAGACUGUAAAAAAGGCCUGUGGGAGUUUCCCAAGCAUUCCAUCUUGUGCAACUCAAGUUGAGUGCAUCAAAUUGGUAAAUGAAACAUACUAUCAUAAAUGAUAUUGUUCAGGUCUUGAAUUCGAUAGAAGUCCGAGUCAGAAAUUAUCAAAUUUUUUAUGAAUAUCAUAGUGUUAGCCAAAGUUAUGUUUUGUUUCAUUUUGCUACCUUGAUGAUACAUUUUUUCUUUCGUGGCAGUUUUGCUGUGCUAUCAGCCAUCAGUCUGGUCACUCCUCCUUGCUUGGUGACAGUCACCCCACACCUCUUCCUGCUGUGACAAUCAAUUGUCUCCUCAGCAAAGAUUCGGAACUCCAAACUGUCGGGGCUGCUUUAGUUUCCAAUAUCGCAAGACUAAAGGUACUUGCGUGUUCAGUGUGUAUUUUAUUACAAUCAGCACUCCAAGUUGCAACCAUUUUGGUUGCUAGAUUUUCAGCGAAAGUAGUCAGCCAAAUAGCGGCUUGAAAACCUUGGGUUUGGACAACUGGUGACAUCUGUUUAUGAUCUUUGUGUAGCUACGUGCUUCUCACUGGUCUGUUUUUUCAUUUAGUCGUUCAUUUUUUUCGUACAUUUAAUAUAUAAUUUUUUUAACACUGAAACUGUUUUAUGAUUUUUCUCGAUCGUGAUUUAUUUUUAUUUAUUAUUUGUGCUCACCCAUCAGAUACACGAAGACAUUGCGUUAGAGUGUUCUACAGCCGUCAUUGAACUUUUAAACAGAAAUGUUUCUCCAGAGACAGGUAAGUUCUAUGGAGGGAGUUGGUUCUAAACAUCGUGUUUGCCACCGAACUGCGCAUUCCAAAAUGUCUUUUUUAGCCAGUAGUUUAUGACCAGUAGCUCGUUAUCUGAAGACUCCAGUGUUCAGUAAUUAACAAAAAGCGAGAGAUACAGUUCAAACUGGCAUGCGUGAACAGCGUUUCGUCCAUUUCUAAAUAUAGCAGGUAAUUUAGUGUUAACAACUGGGUUGAAAACGUAAAUUAGCCACCGUAAAGAGUAAAAAAGCUGACGUUUCGAGCGUUAGCCCUUCGUCAGAGCGUUAGCCCUUCGCCAAUCGCUCUGACGAAGGGCCAACGCUCGAAACGUCAGCUUUUUUACUCUUUACGGUGGCUAAUUUACGUUUUCAACCCAGUUGUUAACACUAAAUUACCUGCUAUACUCUCCCACCGACGCAGCACCACAGUUUCUUUAGAAACUUACCCCUUUAUUCAUUUCUAAAUAUAGACUGAAAGAAUGUGUUUAUGUGCCCCCCUUUUUUUUUAUCUUCAUUCUCGCCCCUGAUAGAUGUUUGUUAAGUGUUGGGACUCACUAAAGCAAAUCGCUGUUCGUUUUCAGAACAUAAUUGUCUGUACGCUUUAAGAAAAUUCAUGGAUUACAAUUCAGAGGUAACGUAAGAAUGUUGCUGUUCUUAAUGGUAUAUUAAUUUUGUUGUCUCAUUACAUUUUUUAAAUCCAUUCAUAGGUACAUUUUUUACCUGAGAAAAUAAUUUUUUUUGUUUAAUGUCAGGUGGCUGCCCUUGUAAGUGUUAUGGGAGUAAAUGUUGGCAAGUACAAAGGAAGAUCUUCUGAAGUUGAUGAACUUUGUAGAGAUUUGGAAAAGUUACUCAGCUGAUAUCAGCCUGAGACAUUGCGCACACAGAUGAUGAAAAAGAAAAUCAUAUUUGAAAUAAAAAUUUAAUUUCUGGCGAGAAAUUUUAACCCCUUCGUAGGUGGGUUGAGAAAUUAUUGCUUCAGAUGACGUCAUGUCUUCUUCGUAAACUCCGCCCGCAGCGUGGUCACACUAAGUUUUGGUCGAAUAAUAUUUCAGAGCUCGUAGAGCGUAGCACUGUAUCUGCAUCACCGCGUUGUUCAGCGGAUGAUUCAACACAAAGUAUGCACAAGAAAGUAAAGUAAAAGUUCCAACUAGAUCUUGGAACAAGGUUUCAUUUUUAGUGACCUGUUCCGGAAAUUCAUUGGGGAAGUAGAAGUUGAGAACAGAACUUUGGAACUGAAAAGAAAACAACAUGUAGAUUAAAACAAGUUAUUACCUCGUCAGCUGAAAAUCUUCAACAUAGAUUAGCUUGCAAUUAUUUGGCUGAGGCGAAGUGAAUGUUGUGUACAAAAUUCAACGAGCCUCAAGGCAGGUAAUUGUCUUAAUGAAAUUUCAAAACGAAGCAAGUUUUACAAACAAAAAGUGUAUAUAAAAAUAUUUCUGCCUGUCAUCAUUUAAGAGAGCAUGCCUUGACAGGAGUUUUCUUGGUAAAUUGCUUUUACGGCGUGCUCGUUGAUUAUUUAAAGUUUUCAAAUAUUUUAAAUGCUUUAAACUCAAGUAAGAUGUCAAAUUUCUUUACUCUGACAUUUUCAUGUUUGUUACUGAACGACUUGGAAAUAAACGAAC